Gossypium arboreum is the source of this 2799-nucleotide messenger RNA. RefSeq lists its product as uncharacterized. The record is from RefSeq and is a predicted model, not a curated record. Lineage: Eukaryota; Viridiplantae; Streptophyta; Magnoliopsida; Malvales; Malvaceae. Bases 258 to 2708 code for a protein of 816 amino acids. The transcript is spliced from 12 exons.
UGAUGUGCCCUACCCAUUGUAAGACAGGGUUUGGGUUUGGGUUUGGUGCAUCCAAUUCUAACAUUCAGCAAUUUGUCUUUCUAUUAAAACUGAAAUAGAAAAACCUCCCGAACCACAACACAUCAGCUUCGUCUUCGAUCCCUACUUUUUCAUCAAUUCACUCCCAAAAUCCAAGGAAAACAAGAUACUUUUUUUUUUUUUGCUUUGCUUUAAUUCAUCUAGGUAUUAAGUGAUUGUUUUGAAGGGGAUUUGAAAAUAUGAGUGGUGCUCCAAAGAGAUCUCAUGAAGAAGGUGGUGCUCAAUCUUCUUCUGCCUCCAAAUACGCUCAUGAGGAUACUGCUAAUUAUCCUAAAAUGCCUUCGUCUUCAGUACCCACUGAGUACCAUCAUCCUGCUCCUUAUGACAUGGGGCAAGAUGCUAGAAUGCCUAGGAUUCCUAGAACCGAGCUUCGUGAUUCAGGUAGAAGGUCACCUCUACAGCACUCCAUGUAUAGAAUGCCUUCGACUAUUGCUUUGAAUGAUUCGCAUAUGGAUUCUCAUCAGGGUUGUUCUGAGAGUAGGAUGGAGUUGCGGGAGGCCAAGGACAACCGAGAGGUUAGGGUUGAGAGUCGAGAACAGAGAGUGGAACCAAGGGAGUUCUAUGCUGAGGCUGCAAAGAGGGAGUAUCAAAGUGGGAAAGGUGAAAAAGAUGGUAGGUUUGAGAGUAGGGGGGAUGAGAGUAAAGAAUUGAAACAUGAUAGAGACAAUUAUAGUGGUCCGAAGAGUGAUUUGAAGGUGGAAAAGGAUCUCUAUGGUGGGGCUAGUAUUCAUUCGAGUUGGAAGGAUCCAAGGGAUUACCUUAGAGGAAAAAGGUAUUCAGAGCCCCCAGGUGGAAACAUAGAUCCAUGGCAUAUCCAACGUGCUAAUUCACAAGGAACAGUUGAAGUUGUAAAGGAAGGUCCUGCUACUGAAGAAAGAGAUUAUGCUGAAGGUCACGAGGCUGUUGGUGAGAACAAGUUUGAUUCAAAAGGUGAUGAUAGGUUUAAAGACAAGGAUAGAAAAAGAAAAGAUGGGAAACACCGGGAUUGGGGAGAUAGAGAUAAGGAAAGAAGUGAUCGUAGGAACAACACACAUGUUGGUAAUAGUAGCGGAGAGGUAAAAGAAUCUGCAAGAGAGGAGAGAGAAGCAGAGAGAUGGGAAAGAGAAAGGAAGGAUUUGAAGGAAAAAGAAAGGCCAAAAGAGAGGGAGAAGGAUCAUAUCAAGAGAGAGCCACUGAAUGGAGCAGAGAAAGAAGGAUUAAACAAUGAGAAGGAAUUAGGAGAUGGAUCUGUUAGAAUUCAAGAGCAGGAAAAUCAGGCAUCUGAGCAGAAAAAACAAAAAGAGUUGGAUAGCUGGAAAAAUGUUGAUAGAGAAGCUAGAGAUAGGAGAAGAGAAAGAGAUGGUGACACAGAAGGAGACAGACCUGAGAAGCGCAGCAAGUGCUCUGAUAAAGAAUCUGAUGAUGGGUGUGCAGAUGGUGAAGGGGCUACGGAAAGGGAAAAGGAAGGUUUUAAUUCUGGAGUCCAGCAGCGUAAAAGGAUGCUUCGUCCAAGAGGCAGCCCUCAAGUGGCUAGCCGUGAGCCUUCUUUUAGAUCCCGACCUCAAGACAAUGAAGGAUCUCAGGGUAAACCUGAAGUGUCUACUGUUGUUUAUAAAGUUGGUGAAUGCAUGCAAGAGCUGAUUAAGUUGUGGAAAGAAUAUGAAGCCUCUCAAGCUGAUAAAAAUGGUGAAAGCUCUCAAAAUGGCCCUACUCUUGAAAUUCAAAUCCCUGCUGAGCAUGUUACUGCCACAAAUCGUCAGGUCAGGGGUGGUCAGCUAUGGGGGACUGAUAUAUACACAGAUGACUCUGACCUUGUUGCUGUUCUUAUGCAUACUGGUUACUGCCGUCCAACUGCUUCUCCACCUCCACCAGCUAUCCAAGAGCUACGUGCUACUAUCCGUGUGCUGCCACCACAAGAUUGCUACACCUCUAAACUUAGGAACAAUGUUCGUUCCCGUGCUUGGGGAGCUGGAAUCAGUUGUAGUUAUCGUGUUGAACGAUGCUGCAUUGUUAAGAAAGGAGGCGGAACCAUUGAUUUGGAGCCAUGCCUUACACAUUCAUCAACAGUGGAGCCCACCCUUGCUCCAGUUGCUGUAGAACGGACAAUUACUACUAGGGCAGCAGCUUCUAACGCCUUACGACAGCAAAGAUUUGUACGGGAAGUUACGAUACAGUACAACCUAUGCAAUGAGCCUUGGAUUAAGUAUAGUAUCAGUAUAGUUGCUGACAAGGGUCUGAAGAAACCCCUUUAUACAUCUGCUCGUUUGAAGAAGGGUGAAGUUCUGUACUUGGAGACACAUUCGUGCAGGUAUGAGCUAUGUUUUACUGGAGAGAAAAUGGUGAAAGCUACAGCAGCGUCUCAAGCACAUGAAGCAGAUACAGAGAAGUCUCAAAAUCACCACGCACAUUCCUCAAAUGGUGAAAAGAACGACUCUGAGAACACCCUGAUAGAUGUUUUCAGAUGGUCUCGGUGUAAGAAGCCCCUUCCCCAGAAAGUCAUGCGUUCAAUUGGAAUUCCCUUGCCACUCGAGCAUGUAGAGGUAUUGGUGGAGAAUGUUGACUGGGAAGAUGUGCAGUGGUCGCAAACAGGGGUUUGGAUAGCUGGAAAAGAGUACACACUUGCUCGAGUGCAUUUUCUAUCUCCAAAUUAGCUGUUAUUUUUCGAGUUUGGUAUCUUCACAUGCACAGAGACCCUUUGUCAUGUUCUUAUGGAGGAAUAAAAAGUCAAGUGUUAUGAAAUAA